Messenger RNA from Aspergillus puulaauensis, 1635 nucleotides. RefSeq lists its product as uncharacterized. Gene Ontology annotation, molecular function: carbohydrate:proton symporter activity. Gene Ontology annotation, cellular component: membrane. NCBI's taxonomy places the organism in Eukaryota, Fungi, Ascomycota, Eurotiomycetes, Eurotiales, Aspergillaceae. The coding region runs from base 1 to 1635 and encodes 544 amino acids. The record is from RefSeq and is a predicted model, not a curated record. The transcript is spliced from 2 exons. Gene Ontology annotation, biological process: transmembrane transport; carbohydrate transport.
AUGGCGACUACUCGUGUUGAACCCACAACGUCGCGCCAAAAUGAGCAAGACGCGCUUUUGAACGAAGCAUGCCAGGCCACCCGCCGCGAACAUAAGCUCACCCUGCUUCCAUCUCUCAAGCUGUAUCCAAAGGCCGUUGCAUGGUCCAUGCUCUUCUCCCUGGCAAUUAUUAUGGAAGGGUAUGACCUGAAGCUCAUGGGUUCCCUCUUCGCUCAGCCCACGUUCCAGCAGAAGUACGGACAGCAGCUUGCAGAUGGUACAUAUCAAAUCCCUGCGCCCUGGCAAGCAGGACUCUCCAACGGUGCUUCUGCUGGGUCGAUCGUGGGUCUUCUUCUGAACGGUUAUGCAUCUGAGCGAUUUGGAUUUCGCCGGACGAUGCAGGCCUCACUGGCAUUCAUCACAGCCAUGAUCUUUAUUCCGUUCUUUGCACCAAGCAUUCAGGUCCUGCAGACUGGCCAGGUGCUAAUGGGCAUACCCUGGGGAGUCUUCCAGACGUUGACCACCUCAUAUGCCGCCGAAGUGACCCCGACCCAUCUCCGCGCCUAUCUCACCACCUACGUCAAUCUGUGCUGGGUGUUUGGACAGCUUCUCGCCUCCGGUGUUCUGCGAGCUGUCCUUUCUCGAACCGACGAGUGGGCGUAUCGUAUCCCUUUCGCCCUCCAGUGGCUCUGGCCUGUGCCUCUCAUGAUCGGGAUAGUCUUCGCGCCUGAAUCACCCUGGUGGCUCGUGCGAAAAGGCCGAUUAGAAGAAGCCAAGGCAUCCCUCCUGCGACUCACGUCUCCCAGCCGAGUAGCAUUUGACGCCGACCAAGCCAUCGCACUCAUGGUAGUGACAACCGAGAAUGAGCGGCAAUCUGGGACAGGAACGAGCUACCAGGACUGCUUCCAAGGGGUGGAUCUACGCCGGACACUGAUUGCCUGCUGCUGCUGGGGAAUCCAGAUCCUAUCAGGAACAGGCCUGCGUGUUUAUUCGACAUACUUCUACGAGCAAGCCGGGCUCCCCACCGAACAGGCCUUCAAUAUGUCCAUAGUCCAAUAUGCACUCGGUAUCGUCGGCGUAUUCGUGGCUUGGGCUGCUCUCCCGCGGUUUGGCCGACGCACCCUCUACCUCUACGGCCUGGCCAUCCUCGCUGCGAUCCUGCUGGUCAUCGGUAGUCUGGGCGUGGCCAGGGCUUCUGCUCUUCCCAGCAGCAACAUAGACAAUCACGCAUCCGUAUCUAUAUCCUGGGCAAUCGGCUCAAUGCUACUAGUACACACAUUCAUCUACGACGUCACUAUCGGCCCGGUAUGCUAUGCUCUCGUGGCAGAAAUCCCGUCAGUACAACUCCGUUCGAAAUCAAUCGUGCUUGCACGGAUGACCUAUAACAUCUUGAAUAUUGUGAGCAACAUCAUUACGCCGUAUAUGCUGAAUCCGGGGGCAUGGAAUUGGGGCGCCAAGGCCGGGUAUUUCUAUGCUGCGACUUGUGUCGCGUCUCUUGUGUAUACUUAUUUCUGUGUUCCGGAGCCUAGUGGGCGUACGUAUGCUGAGUUGGGGAUCUUGUUUCAGAAAAGGACGUCUGCGCGGCGUUUUGCUAGGACGUCUGUUGAUCUUCCGGGCGUGAGGGAGGUGGAUGUAGCCUACCACAAGGGUGCGUGA